ACUACAUUUUGCUCCCUCCCCUCCCAGUGUCUCUCUGUCUCUGUUUCUGUUUCUCUCUCUCUUCCCCUUCUUUUCUUCUUCUUUUCAAGCGUUCGCAUAUAGAUAGAUCAAUUCGAAGAAAAACCCGUCAAAACCAAAAAAAAAAAAAAAAAUACAAUCCAAUCUGUUGAGCUUCCAUUUCUGCUCUCUCCUACUAUUUUUUUCGAUAUUUAAUAUUAUAUUUUUUCAAUAUAUACACAGAGAGACUCGUGCGUGUGUGUGGGGUAGGGGUAUUCGGCUGAGUGAAGAUGAGCGGUGGGGGGUAUAGGGUUCAAAUUCCAAACAGUGUGAGGAAGACGAUCCAGAACAUAAAGGAGAUCACGGGAAAUCACAGUGAGGAGGAGAUUUAUGCAAUGCUCAAGGAAUGUUCCAUGGAUCCCAAUGAGACAGCUCAAAGGCUUCUCUUUCAGGAUCCAUUUCAUGAGGUCAAAAGGAAGCGUGACAAGAGGAAGGAGAAUCUGAACAACCGAGAAUCAGCAGAAUCUCGUUGGAGAGCUACUACUCAAGUGCGGGGGAGUAGGGGUGGUCGGGCUAAUUUUUCACCGCGUCACACUUCAAAUGAUACUGGCAGUGGCGGUGGCAGGAAUUCUGGUGCAGAAAGGAGUGUGGGUCCUUUGCCAGUCUCACCAGAGACAGAAAGUAAAGAAGCGACUCUGUCAGCAAGCUCUGCUGCUAUUGUCGCCAAUGGUCCUACUGUUGUAGCUUCUGAAAGCACCGGUGUUGUGCACUCCACCAAUUUUGCAGCAGGAAAUGGUAUAAACCAACCUGAAAGGAUUUUAUCCACCACUGGCAUUAAUAAGUUGGAGAGUGCACUGCCGCCUGUUGAUGCAGAUAAAAGUCCCAGCAUUGCAUUUGGUACUGGGGAUAUGGGUGGGGAGCCUGUGGCAAAUUCGAGUAACUCCUCAUUGUUGAUGGCUUCAUCAUCUUCAUCAGCAGUUUGCUUCUCAUCUUCGGAUCCUGUUCUGGUUCCAACUAGUGAUUCAUGGCUCCCAGGUGCUGUUGGUGCAAUCAAACGGGAAGUGGGGAGCAAUCGAACUUCCGGUGAACAAAACUCAGUUGUCCCUGCUGAAACCAAAUUAGCUUCUGCUUCUGAAAUUGGCGGCACUUUGCAAGGGAAAAUGCCAAGCAGCAGAUUCCAGGGAGUUGGGAAGACUCCGAUGCUUGAGUCUUCUCAACCUUCAUCUUCCUCAACCCAUGGUGGCUCUUCUGGCAGUCGCCCUUCUUCUAAUUACAGUAAUCGUUCCCAAGCAAUAUUUGGUCCUCAAAAAGUUGGAUCUAAUAAGGAGUGGAAACCAAAGCCGACUGCCCCUGGUGUGGCUCAAGGGUCUGGAACAGGUGUUUCCUCUGAUGUUGCUAGUAUUUCCAUCAAAGCCAGGGCUCAGUCACUUGCUGUAAAUGUCCUUGAUUCUGAAGAGGCAACUUCAGAACUGCAGAAAAAGCUGGAGGAGUUACAUCUUCCACAGCAUCAACAUGUCAUAAUUCCAAACCACAUUCACGUCCCUGAAUCUGAAAGAACAAAGUUAAGUUUUGGAAGUUUUGAUGCUAGCUUUGGUGUAACGUCGAGCUUUGUAAGUGCUCAGCAGAGCUUUGUGAGUGCUCAGCAGAGCGAGAAAAGUUCAACGCCUCUGUCUGAAACUUCUCAUGGUCUUGAAGAACCUUUGGAGGAACAGGCUGCAAGCAGUCCAAAUGCAUUGGAAACUGCAGAGGAGGAGGGAGCGUAUCCUGAACAUCCACAGUCACCUUCGAAUAUACACAAUAAUUUUUCUGGCGAGGGAGAUGUUUCUUCCAGUGUGGUUCAAGAGUUUGAAGAAUCCAAGCAGGAGUCUGCAUUGUCUGGAGGCCAUCAAUAUUCUGUGGUCCAUACUUCUCCUAACUACAAUUAUGGCUUUAUGCCUCCAAUUAUAGGUAGUCAGGCUUCAGCAUUUGAAAACUCAGAGUCUCAAGCACGUGAUGUUUCUCGCUUCCCAAGCUUUGUAGUUCAGCAGCCAUUUGAUCCGACAAGUUACUAUGCCCAAUUUUAUCAAUCAGGUGCUGAUAGUGAUGGUCGUGUUUCUCCUUUCCCCACACCAGCAGUUUCAACCAAAUACAAUGGGAAUGUUGCAGUGUUGCCGCCACAAAAUUCUCAGUCGCCUCAAGAGGGUGGAAACUUAGUUUUGUCUGCGUCGGGUCCAACUCCUCUGGUGACUCAAGCUGCUGGUCUUAUGCAAAGUUCUUUAGCUGUGACUCAGCAACCACUCCCUGUCUUCCGCCCACCAGCUGGGUUGCAUAUAUCCCCUUAUCCUCCAAAUUGCAUUCCAUAUGGCCACUACUUCUCCCCGUUCUAUGUUCCAUCCCCAGGGAUCCACCAAUUCUUGAGCAAUGGUGGAUUUCCUCAGCAACCUCAAGCUGGCGGUGUAUAUACAGCUCCACCAGGAGCUGCCUCUGGGGUCAAAUAUCCUCUCCCACAAUACAAGUCUGCAACAAACAGUGGAAACUCAACCCAGAUUGGUGUGCCAAGUGGUUACGGACCAUACAGCUCCUCUCCAGCUGGUUAUAAUCCCAGUGCUGCUGCAACCGCUGGGAACUCUGCUUCUAACGAAGAUCUCGCAACAUCUCAGUUCAAGGAGAAUAAUGUCUACAACACUGGGCAGCAGAGUGAAGGUUCAGCCGUCUGGAUUGCUGGUCCUCCUGGUCGAGACAUAUCUAGCUUGCCGUCAACUCCCUUUUACAACCUUCCUCCUCAAGGUCAGCACAUGACUUUUGCUCCAUCACAGGCUGGCCACGGCCCAUUUACCGGCAUUUAUCACCCUGCACAAGCAGCAACAGCAGCAGGUGUUCACCCACUCCUACAACAGUCCCAGACCAUGGCCGGAGCUGUUGAUAUGGUGGGACCCACAGCCGGUGUUUAUCAACAGCCUCAACAUGCACAGAUUAAUUGGCCCGGUAACUACUGAUAAAGAGGGUUAGACUUUAUUUUUUCGUGAAUCAAGAAUAUAUAAGCUCAACUCCAACCUUGGGUUAUUUUUGGGAACUUGAACAAGUUUGAAAAGAUGAAAAGAUCAAGAAGAGCAACAUUGGCCUGAUUUGAGAGUGUAAAUUUAGGAAAGGAGAUGUGGAGAAUUUGCAGUUGGUAUCUUCUAAUUGUGCUUGAGUUGAGAGCACAAAAUGUGCAGUUCUCCUGUAACUGAAAUUGACCAUUUUAAGUUAGUUGGGUUAGCAAUGUGCAGGUCUCUCUUUCUUGCUGUUGCUAUAUGGUUUUACCAUCUUUUUUUAUAGUUUGACGCCACCUCCCCUUUUGUCUUUUUUUUUUCCCUAAGUUUGAACUCAUAGAAUUUACUGAAUGGGAGGACUUUUUUCAUUUUGAUCUUCGAGGCCUCCGGAAGGUAAGAUAUAGGUUGGUGGAGAAUUUUUCGAAUUCCUUAUUUCUUGUCUUUCUAUAAUCUUACCUGUAAAGUGAAUUUUGAUAGCAGGAAAAGGUUUUACUGAACUGUUCUAAUUGGUAUGAGCAAAAGCAAACUUUCCAAUUGUUUCAUUUA
Molecule: messenger RNA, 3554 nt
Organism: Tripterygium wilfordii
Lineage: Eukaryota; Viridiplantae; Streptophyta; Magnoliopsida; Celastrales; Celastraceae
Product: GBF-interacting protein 1-like
Exons: 11
Coding region: 288-2972 (894 amino acids)
Source: RefSeq, a predicted model, not a curated record